GUGCAUCGCCAGCAGAUACACAACAGUCGCGCUAAUACCGACAACCGGCCGAGUGCGUCCCAAACCCGAAACGAUUGCGGCGCGUUUAUUGUCUUUUUGUUCUCUAUUUGUUUGAAAAUAUUCUUCUUUUCACGCCCGUAACGGGGCUCAAAAUAAUGCGUAUCGCCGUCUCGUGUUCGGCGUCGUUGUCUGGGUAAAUAGCGCGGUUCGUUUUGUGUCAUGGUGUUAUGUCGUUUGAUAAGGUCGUCGCCGCCGCAGCUGCUGACAAUCACUAUCCGUCCACGGCAUUAUGGAUACGAGCCCGAAAGCACUGUACGAUGCAAAAAACAUUGACGAAGAAGUUAUCAAGUUAAGAAGCGAGCUGUCGCGAACGAGAAGUGCGCUGACGAGUCAAGUUUUCGAAAGACACCAGGCCGUGGCCGAAUUGUCUCUGAAGGUGGACCGGAAAAACGGCGAGCUGAAGGAAUGUCGGCAGUCGAGUUUUCACGACUUGGGAAAAGUUCUGAGAUCGCUGUACGUGUUCGAGUCGAGGCUUAGGCGGGAACAACAGCAGAUCAGACGUCAACUGGGCGAGCGGGACGCGGUGAUAAGACAGCAGCAGACGGAAAUAGCCAAAUUAAAACAAACUUUGGCGAGGACGUAUUGUUGUUGUAAAAAUGAAGUCCGCGACGACGGCGAAACGGCGGUGACUUCGAAGCCCGACCUGAUAAGUUCAAUUUGGCCGCAGCCAAAUGGGGGGGAACCGCCACCGACGACGACGACGAAGAAUAAUGAUGCCAUUGACUCGUCAAACGUCGAACGGCAGACGGUGGUUUUGUUGCCGGGCACGGCGAAAUUGGAAGGCCCGAAGAAAAAUAAUGCAGCUGUUGACACUGGCGGGGGGCCGACCAAGAAGCCCACGAAAAACAACAUUAAUUUCAACAAGAACGUCUACAGCAAAACAGUUACAGACCUUUCGCUCAAUGAUAUAUCGUCGUUUCCGAACCCUACGCCCAAUAAUAAUUUAUUUGUGGUAUCCAACUCGGUUUUUUCCAAAAACGAAUUUACAUACAACGAUAUACCCAAAGAGGUAAUUACGCCGGUGAAACAAAACGGAAAAAUAAUCACGUCGGCGUUGAAGAAGGCCGACAAGUUUCCGUGUCCGAAAACUGUGCACUUUGGGAAAACUACUCAUAUUCCAGAACCGGACGACGACGGUCAGACCGACAUCGUGAAAACUGUGGAGACUCUGCUGCUGCAGUGCGGCGACUCUACCACGGAGUCCGAAAACGAUACGUCCAGCACGGCGUCCACCGAAACGUCUCCCAGCGUGUCGCAAAUGGUACGCAAGUUCGAGAGCAUAUGUACAACAACAACAACAACAACGGCAGCCGUGGACGAGGCGGACGUCAAGGGGCUGGCCGUUAACGGCGCGAGCACUAGGAGCUAUAUUGCCGAAACCGCUUUGAAAGCCGCGGCCGAACUCCGGACCGACUCGGACACCGGCCACCACCCUUACUCGGCACCCUUGCUCGCCGUGGCCGGCGGCGGCGACACCAGCGCCGGAUCGCUGGGCGACCUGGACCCCAGGAACAAUUUCGAGGAGUUCCGGUUCGAGGACUGCGACCUGGACAAAGAGUACGGUAGACCGGAAGCGGAAGGCGUCGAAAACCCUAAGGGGUCGGCGUCGGCGGCGCAGUCGGUUUUGGCCGUGGACAAUAAUUGCCGGCACAACGACGGCCGGGUCAACUACGAGUCGUUUCUAGAGGUGACGGGUCUCAGUCAAAAGUCCAUAAUCACCGUGCAAUUGCCCAGCAACAGAGACGUUUACGGAUCGCACAGACACGUGCAAAAGCCCAAAGACGUCAAGAGCCGGAGUCGGGCGAAAUCGGCGUCGUUCGAGUGCAAGCCGUCCACGUUGUCGUUUCCGUCCACCGUCAAAUACUGGACAGAACCCUAUCUCUGACCACUCUGAGGUCCGAGGUCGUGUCAGUUACCAAAAAACCGUUAACUAUAUUUUAUUAUAUUUUAUGUAUUAUUUUUUAAUAAUUAUUGUUCAUCGUCAUCAUUAUUAUUAUUAUACAGGGUGUUCCAGCAUGAAAGGUAAGUAAUAGGUGAUUGAACAUCUGGAGGACCCCCAAAUAAGCCCCCCAUUUUCAUUAUUUAGAUAAGUAAAAAAUUGAAGAUUCUGUUAUUUGUUGAAGACACUGCAAUUCAGUACAAAAGGUUCACCUUAAAAGAGGGGUCACAUCAUUUUCAGUCUUUUUCAGCCCCUAACUCUUCUCUUAUCACUUAUCUUAUCAUUUCUUCUUACCUCUAGUCUCUGAUCAUUUAUCUCUUAUCACUAAUAUAUUAUUAUUUAUUUCUUAUCUCUUGUUUCUAAUUAUUUAUCUCUAAUAUCUUAUCAUUUAGCACCUAUCUUUUUAUCACUUAUCAUUUAUUUCUGGUCUCUAAUCGUUUUUAUCUUAUCAUUUUUUGAGUUAGGGGCCGAAAGGGACUGAAAAUGAUGUGACCUCUUUUUUAAGGUGAGUUUUUUGCACUGAAUAACAGGGAAUAACUUUUUUUUUUAAGUCAUUAUUUUUUUUUACUUAACUGUCGAAGUCUUCAAUUUUUGACUUAUCGAAAAAAUGAAAACGGGGGACUUAUUUGGGGGUCCCCUAGAUGUUCAAUCACCUAUUACUUACCUUUAAUGCUGGAACACCCUGUAUAACGUUGCAAUUGAUAUAUUUUACUAAGCUUAUCUGUUUUUACCGCCGUUUUCGGCGUCCUUUCAUAUUAUCUUUUUUUUUUUCUAUUAGCGACAUAAUCAAAAAUAUUUAAAUCAGAUAUUUGUAUUUGAACUAUGCGUUAUAUUAAGUGAAUCUAUUAUAUUAUGUAUUAUUAAAUCGAAAUCCGGCCA
Molecule: messenger RNA, 2878 nt
Organism: Adelges cooleyi (spruce gall adelgid)
Lineage: Eukaryota; Metazoa; Arthropoda; Insecta; Hemiptera; Adelgidae
Exons: 3
Coding region: 290-1945 (551 amino acids)
Source: RefSeq, a predicted model, not a curated record